Manduca sexta (tobacco hornworm) is the source of this 787-nucleotide messenger RNA. RefSeq lists its product as uncharacterized. The transcript has 3 exons. Lineage: Eukaryota; Metazoa; Arthropoda; Insecta; Lepidoptera; Sphingidae. Gene Ontology annotation, cellular component: mitochondrion. The record is from RefSeq and is a predicted model, not a curated record. Bases 320 to 757 code for a protein of 145 amino acids.
UAAAAAUUGAAAUUUGGUCAGUAUCUGUAACUGUGUUCAAAUGUGUGGCAAAAUCUUUGUUCAAAUAUCUGUCUGUGUGUGUCGCCGGCAUAAUACUACGGAGGGCAUAUGACAUAAUAUUGACAUAAUUUACGGUACCUAUCGAAAUGACAAUAAUAAUUUAAUAUCAUUACAUAUUCCUCGACAUUUUAAGAAAAAUCCAUAAUGUAGUAUCGCUAAAAACUCCACGACAUUUUAGGAAAAAUGCCAUAAUAUAGUAACAUUAUUAUGUAUAAUUCAACAAAAUAUACUAAAGCUUAAAAACAUAGCGAACAUUAAUAUGUUUUCAAACUGGAAAAUAGUCCGUGCAACGUUUACUCCGUUGUACAAACAAGGAAUCGUGAUGACACGCCGGGCGAAAACAAGUGCAUCUUCUGGGUCUGGUGAUGGGAAGAAAGGCGAUGAACUCAGCAUAAUCUGUCCGUGUUGCGCAUGUCCAAGUGAUUACAAUCCAUCCACUCCGACAAUCUAUAACAGUCGAAAAUACGGACACUCUCUACCUUCAAAUGAUGUCAUGCCUCCCUUCGAUCCUAUACCAAACGUGCCUACAGGAAUAUUCAGAUGCACGGCCGGAGAGAUACUCGGAAAAGGUGCUGAUAAAUGUGGGAUGUACCAAUGUCCAGAAUAUUUCUCGUAUCAACACAUGACUUACUACGAUAUGCAUUUGAUUCUACGAGCGGUCCGAAGGCCUAGUGCUAACACGGGAAGAAAACCAUAGCAAAUUGUUUUCCUGUAAUACAAUAUUAUA